CAUUAAUACAGAGAAACACUGGCAUCUAGUGGCGACACAAGCGCAUUAUAGUCUUUGUUUCUUACCUCUUCUCACGAAUACAAAUAAUAAUGUGCCAUCGCGUCUCAGAUUUAUAAAAUAAUAGUGAAUUACAGUUCUUUUAGUUUUAGAACAAAUUAAGCCAGUUUAUCGUAAGUUGUGUCCGCGGAACUAAUGUUCAGCGUCACUGUGUUUCCGGGAGCAGCUGAGGAGGUGACACACUGAUGUCCGUCAAAAACGAAAACAUCAGCCAAUAAUUUGCUGACCAGUAGAGAACCUCUGAUUUAUGCCACUUUGGAUAAACGCAUCUAUGAAAUGACUCUUUUCCUGUAAAGUGCCAGGGUGACGAUCAUGGACGCUCUCGAGGACACCUUCAGGACUCUCUCCAUCGCCAGGAGACUGCAGCCUAGUGAGGCCACAUACAUUCUGGACCUCUCUCUUCCAUCCUGUGCCAGCAGUGAGUCAGAUUUACUGGCUGUGUGCUGCUCCAAUUACUCUGUGCACCUGCACAGCAGAGAAACGCUCCGCCAGGUGGGAGAGUUCCAGGGUCACACGGCUCCUCUGUGCGGGGUCCGGUUCUCUCAUCUGUCCCCUCACCUGCUGUUCACCGGCUCCGCCGAUGGGACUCUGCGGUCCUGGGACGUCCGACGGCCCGGUUCUAACGCCACCCAGGUGUUUCGCAGUGAUUCGACACAUUUGUACUGCUCGUUUGACGUGAGCUGUAAUGAUCGUGUGCUGUGUGCAGGCACAGAGCAGGUAGAGGAGGAAGAGAGUUUUUUAGUAUUCUGGGAUGCCCGUAUGGUUCAGGAUGGAGGUGAGUCUGGCUCUAAGAUGGGCGGUCUGCUGGGAGUUUUUUCAGAAUCGCACAGUGAUGACAUCACUGCGGUGAAGUUCCACCCACAGCAGGCGGACCGCUUGGCUUCUGGGGCCACAGAUGGACUUGUGAACGUGUUUGAUCUGAGUCAGGGUGGAGAGGAGGAUGCUCUUGUCACCACCUGUAAUUGUGAAUCCACUACAAGCUCCCUCUGCUGGACAGGCAAAUAUCUUGACCAGCUGCUUUGUCUGACUCAUGAUGAGGGGCUACACCUGUGGGAUGUGGCUCGCCCAGACAGCGACGACACUUUGACCCUUCUGAGUUCGGCUGAUGCCCGAACACUUGUCCAGCUCCCUAAUCAAGCCUCACUUGAGUACUUUGUGGGCGGUUCAUGGAUGACAGAUGAGGAGCGUAUUCUUUUAGUGGGAGGGAGUAAUAAUGGAAAGCUCCACCUCCUGGACUGCAGUGGGAGUGGCCUGAAGUUCAUUAAAUCCCUGAAUGGGGGUCAUUCAGCUACAGUGAGAUGCUUCCAGUGGGAUGCGGUCGCUCACUGUCUGUUGACAGGCGGGGAGGAUGGCCAGUUGUUACAAUGGAAGGCGGGAGCAGAGGAAAUCAGUGUGGGGAAGAAAGAUUCUCUGAAAAGCAUCUCAUCCAUGCAGCUUAAAACUAAAGCUCACAGAAAACAAGCUACAAAAAAAGACCGGUCAAAACUAGCAUGAUCACAUAUACUGCACAGGAGAAACUCAGAUUUCACAAAGAGACAGUUAACACUGAAACAAAUUGAUUAUUUGACAAAAAUCAGAGCAAUUGUAAAGUGCACUAAGCUACCUUCCUCCGAUGUCUUUUCUUUCACAAAUGUAAGGUAACAGAGAUCCGUAAAAAUGUGUUAUAUGGAGUUUAAAUCUUUCACCGUAAAGGGUUAGUUCACCCAAAAAUUCUGUCAUUAAUUACUCACCCUCGUGUCGUUCCACAGCUUGAAGACCUUCGUUUAUCUUCAGAACACAAAUUAAGAUAUUUUUUAUGAAAUUUUAAUCAA
Megalobrama amblycephala (Wuchang bream) is the source of this 1868-nucleotide messenger RNA. RefSeq names its product WD repeat domain 89 (gene wdr89). Gene Ontology annotation, molecular function: protein binding. Lineage: Eukaryota; Metazoa; Chordata; Actinopteri; Cypriniformes; Xenocyprididae. The transcript has 3 exons. Bases 370 to 1551 code for a protein of 393 amino acids. The record is from RefSeq and is a predicted model, not a curated record.